CCUCAUCAAAACAACACACAACACACAACACACACAAACAUGACAACAACACACAUCGACACUCUCUGGCUAUUCGCACUCGCUUCUAAAUCCAAAUGCACUUCCAUCAACUUCUUCCUCUUUUUCGCCAUUUUCGCUCUAUCAUAUCUCAUCAACUGCCUCUUCCGUUGGGCCCACCCGGGCGGCCCAGCUUGGUCCAAACACAAACCCAAAUCCACCAUCCCCGGCCCAAGAGGCUACCCCUUCAUCGGCAGCAUGCACCUCAUGUCCGGUCUCGCCCACCGUAAGCUUGCUCGCGCCGCAAACUAUUGCAGUGCGACACGUCUUAUGGCGUUUAGUCUGGGCGAGACGCGUGUGGUUGUAACGUGCAAACCCGAUGUAGCUAAAGAUAUUCUUAACAGCUCGGCUUUUGCUGACCGGCCUGUUAAGGAGUCGGCUUAUGGUUUGAUGUUCAACCGAGCCAUCGGGUUUGCGCCUUAUGGCGUUUACUGGCGGACGCUGCGAAGGAUUGCAGCGUCUCAUCUUUUCUCUCCGAAACAGAUUAAGGUUUCGGAGGGACAGAGGAUGGUUAUUGGUUCUCAGAUGGUGGAGAUGUUUCGCGAACAGCAGAACCGGACGUGUUCGGUUUGUGUUCGCGAUGUGUUGAAGCGGGCUUCGUUGAGUAAUAUGAUGUGGUCGGUGUUUGGUAGGAAGUACCGAGUUGACUCAAACGAUGUCGACUCGGUUGAGUUGAGGAGGUUAGUGGAUGAAGGGUAUGAGCUUUUGGGUGUGCUUAAUUGGACUGACCAUCUUCCGUGGUUGUCCGAUUUUGACCCCCAAGGGGUUCGGUCUAGGUGUUCUAAACUCGUUCCGAAAGUUAACCGGUUUGUGAAACGGAUUAUCGAUGAACACCGAGCUAAACCGGCUCAACUCGACGGUGACUUCACCGACGUGCUGCUAUCGCUUGAAGGAGCGGAUAGGUUAUCCGAACCGGACAUGAUCGCGGUCCUAUGGGAAAUGAUAUUUAGAGGAACCGACACGGUAGCAGUGUUGAUCGAAUGGAUUCUAGCAAGGUUAGUGCUUCAUGUGGAUAUACAACAAAAGGUUCAAGAUGAGCUUCAACGGGUCGUGGGGGGGUCACGUGCGGUGACGGAGGCUGACGUCACCCGUUUGGUGUAUCUACCAGCCGUAGUGAAAGAAGUACUCAGGCUACACCCACCGGGCCCACUUCUCUCGUGGGCCCGUCUAGCCAUCACAGACACAGUCAUUGACGGUCAUCAAGUACCAGCUGGGACAACGGCAAUGGUAAACAUGUGGGCCAUAACUCGGGACCCGGAAAUUUGGAACAACCCGCUAGAGUUUAGACCGGAGAGGUUUUUGAGUGAAAGCGAAGGGUUGGUGGAUAUGUCGGUGAUGGGUUCGGAUCUUAGAUUGGCUCCGUUCGGAUCGGGUCGGAGAAGUUGCCCUGGGAAGAAUCUUGGGCUGACCACAGUGAGCUUUUGGGUGGCGUCAUUGUUGCAAAAGUUUGAGUUUGGGAGGUGUGAUGGGUACGACGUUGACUUAUCAGAGGUGUUGAAGUUGUCUUGUGAAAUGGCGACCCCACUUCGUGUUACUUUGCGAUCAAGAGCCACUUGAGGUUUAAAAAAACAAAAUAUUUAAACAAGAAAAGUGAAAGAAUGGGAUAUUGACGGUGUCAAGUUAUGCACUUUGCGUGUUUAAUUUUUAUCAUGUGUUUUAUAAGGGUUUGUUUUAAUAUAUGUAUAAGUAACUUUGGUUAUUAUAUAAUUGUGGAUCUAUAUACUACUCCGUGUGAAAUGAAUCUAUAUAAGUUUGAUUAA
Messenger RNA from Helianthus annuus (common sunflower), 1817 nucleotides. Its product is annotated as cytochrome P450 78A9. The record is from RefSeq and is a predicted model, not a curated record. The coding region runs from base 40 to 1614 and encodes 524 amino acids. Lineage: Eukaryota; Viridiplantae; Streptophyta; Magnoliopsida; Asterales; Asteraceae. Gene Ontology annotation, molecular function: heme binding; oxidoreductase activity, acting on paired donors, with incorporation or reduction of molecular oxygen; monooxygenase activity. The transcript is spliced from 2 exons.